AUGUCACGUGGUGAGCUCAUCGAGCUGAAGGAUCUCUCCUUUGUGAAUGGCAUCGAGCUGGCUCCGCCUCCUCAACCCCUCCAGCCGCCCCCACCUCGGCCCCAGGAGCUACCACGCUCCCCAAGACUGACCCGGGUGGCGGCAGAGCGGCCCAUUUUGGGGGCUGUGGUUCGGCUGAUCGGGGACAGUGUGAAGGUACCGGGUCCGGCCUGUCGCAUUGGAGAGCCGGGGAGAGGCCACGACUUCCAGCCCUCCAGCCAGGCACACCUGUCCUGGUGCGACCUGUGUGGAGAGUUCAUCUGGGGCCUGUACAAGCCCAAUCUACGCUGCCUCAACUGCAAGUAUACUUGUCAUUCCCGUUGCCGGCCCCUAGUGCAGCUGGACUGUUGCCACUAUACUGUAGCCUACUUUGACCCAUCUGCCGCCUCUGAGGAGACCAUAGAAACAGACACAAAUGUGGAUGAGCAGAUUGAGUGGGCAAAACAGCAGCUGACUGCCAGUGAAAUUGAGAAGAAGGUGAAGGAGUACAAUGCUCAGAUCAACGGCAACCUCUUCAUGGUUCUUAACCGAGACGGCUCGUACACAGGAUUCAUCAAGGUGCUGUUUAAGCUGUCCAGGCCCGUGUCUCUGCCCUCGCCGAGACGGAGCUGCUCAGCGCAGGACGGCUCCUGGCAGGACAGCAAAGAUCUUACGUACGGCAGCAAAGACAGCAGCAAAGGGACGCGGAGACGCACAUCCUUCUAUCUGCCCAAGGACGUGGCUAAACACCUCCACAUCAGCUCUCGCACGAGCGCCCGCGAGGUUAUUGAAGCUCUGCUUAACAAGUUCACCGUGGUGGAUAAUCCUGCUAAGUUCGCCCUGUUUGAACGCACGGAGCGCCAGAAUCAAGUUUACCUGCGUAAAUUAGCAGAUGAUGAGUGUCCCCUGCGUCUGCGUUUGUGUGCGGGACCCGGUGAGAAGGCUAUGAGCCUCGUGCUGAGGGAAAACGAGGCCGGAGAAGUUAACUGGGAUGCCUUCAGCAUGCCUGAGCUGCACAACUUCCUGCGCAUCCUGCAGAGGGAGGAGGAGGCACACAUCCGUCAUAUCAUACGCCGCUACUCGUUGGCACGGGAACGCAUGACCGAGGCCCUGACCAAAACAACAGCACCGGCAUGAGAAGUUGGGACUGACA
Molecule: messenger RNA, 1171 nt
Organism: Engraulis encrasicolus (European anchovy)
Lineage: Eukaryota; Metazoa; Chordata; Actinopteri; Clupeiformes; Engraulidae
Gene: rassf1
Product: Ras association domain family member 1
Exons: 6
Coding region: 1-1155 (384 amino acids)
Biological process (GO): Ras protein signal transduction
Cellular component (GO): nucleus; microtubule cytoskeleton
Source: RefSeq, a predicted model, not a curated record